Nerophis ophidion (straightnose pipefish) is the source of this 3045-nucleotide messenger RNA. RefSeq names its product tripartite motif-containing protein 16-like. The transcript has 6 exons. The record is from RefSeq and is a predicted model, not a curated record. Gene Ontology annotation, molecular function: protein binding; zinc ion binding. Bases 161 to 1135 code for a protein of 324 amino acids. NCBI's taxonomy places the organism in Eukaryota, Metazoa, Chordata, Actinopteri, Syngnathiformes, Syngnathidae.
GAAAAUUACAAGACGCAUCUUUGAAGUGUGAGCAGAACCUAAAAGACUCGGAAAGGGAGCUACGAUAUGCUGUCAGGUACAUCAAGUUGAUCUCCCGCAGCACACCACUGAGGCGGCGGUGGAGGAAAGUGAGAGAAUAUUCUCCAAGCUCAUCCGCGCCAUGGAGAAGCAGAGGGGUGACGUGAAGGAGAUGAUCCUUGGCCACGAGCAAGCAGCCCUCGCUCACACCCAGCAUCUCCUGGAGAAGGUGGAGAGGGAGAUGAUGGAGGUGAGGAGAGGAGAGGCGGAGCUUGAGAAGCUCUCCCGGCUGGACGACCACCUCCACUUCCUUCAGAAGUGCAGAGUUCUUCACUUCCCGACCAAGAAGGUGCAGAUUCCCAACAUGGACACAUUUCCAUACCUGAUGUACAAAAGCAUGAAAGGAGGUUUGGCGGAGCUGAGGGACAGUCUGGAAGAAAGUCUGCAGCGAGAGUUCAACAGGAUCUCUGACAAAGUGUCUUCACUGAAGGAAACCAGCAAUCCAAAUCCCCCGGAAAAGAUCAAAGUAACCAUUGAUCCUCAUAUCCUGCAUGACUCGGAACCAAAGAGCAGAGAAGAAUUUCUCCACUACGCGCAGGACUUGGCGCUGGACCCAAACACGGCCAACCCAUACCUCAGUUUGUCCGAGGACCACAGGAUGGCGACCACACGCUCCGAGCCCCAGCCGUACCCCCCAAACCCUGACCGCUUCAGCAGCUGGGCUCAGGUCCUGUGUCGGGCGGGCAUGGCGGGCCGCUGCUACUGGGAGGUGGAGUGGGCGGGAAAGGGCGGGGCCUCGGUGGGCGUGUGCUACAGGAGCAUGGGCAGAAGCGGCAGUGGCAGCGACAGCAAACUGGGCCACAAUUCUAAAUCCUGGAGCCUGGACUGCACACAAGGCGGGUGCACAUUUCGACACGACAAGCACAGCGUGGGUGUGGCCAAACCCGGCGGAAACAGGAUAGGAGUGUAUCUGAACUUUAGAGGCGGGGUCUUGUCCUUCUACAGCGUGAGUGACAGCAUGGUGCUUCUUCACAGCGUCCAGACCACGUUCAACCAGCCCGUCUAUCCUGGAUUCUGGGUGGGUUUAGGAUCUUCUUUGAAGCUCUGCUCCCUGUAGAGACUCAUGGCUAUGUCAAAUUAGAGUUGUCCUCGUUAACCCAAGUGUACCUAAUUGGGGUGUGACGGUACACAAAAAUGUUGGUUCGGUACGUACCUCGGUUUAGAGGUCAUGGUUCGGUACAGUAAGAAAACAAAAUAUACAUUUUUUGGUUAUCUAUUUACCAAAUUUGUAAACAAUGGCUUUAUCCUUUUAACAUUAGGAACACUAUAAUAAUUCUGCCCAUGUUAAUCCACAUUAAACUGCCUCAAAUUGUUGCUCAGAUUAAAUAAAAUGACAAAACAUAUAAAAAGUGCAACAUUAAACAGUUUCAGGUCAACUCAAGCUGCUUAAUUUAUUACAGCAUUUGGGAAGCCUGUAGUUGAUUUUUAUUAUGUAAAUGUUAUAUUUUUGUCAACAUGUGAUAGCAGGGACCCUGCCAAUCAAAACUAGGCUGCUACAUUACUAAUGAUUCAUGUAACUAUAGCUGAAAAAAAUAGUACAACAGCAAUAGGAGAGACUAUUCAUCCAUGAACACCAUGGAGUUCAAGUCAAAUAACAGACAGACAGGGCUUUGCUGCCCCUGACAUGCACACACGCACAAAAACGAGCUAACAUUACGCUAAAAGCUAAUUAGCCUUCACCUCAAGCCAGAACUGCGAGCGAGCUGAGCUGCAGUUUAAGUUUCUAGAAGCUCAACGGGCUUAUAGUGAUGUUAGUAGUAGUUGACUGGGAGGUGUUUCUUAUAAUUAAGGGAGAGUACGCUCCCGUAUGCUCACUUGCUAAACACCAAUCUGCUCGACGCUGAAGCAUCUACUACAUGCACUCUGAAUACGCACUGCUGAUUGGCUGUUAUUGCUUUGUAUGUAACCAAUCAGAUGGUUGUGUGGGUGGGACAAUGCUGGGUGCUGAGACAGAGGCAGAAGAAGCAAAGCAGCUUGUUAAAACAUUAGCUUAGAAACUCGUUCGAUACACCCCCGUACCGAACCCCAAGUACCGAAACGGUUCCAUACAAAUACACGUACCGUUACACCCCUAGUACCCAAUAUUGUGGCCAAAUAAGGGGAGAAUAUUGUCAAGUAUUUGUAUAUUUAAUGACAUCUUUUCAUGUUCCACCAAGCAGCACUUUGUUCAGAUCUUAUUGAAGGCAGCAAUAUCCACACUCUGGACCUGGAAGAGUGAGCAAAACCUCUUUAGCUUUGCACUUUCUUUCCAAAGGAAUAAAACCAGUUUGGAAUGACUUAUACUCACCAAGUCCUCAAACUUGGUAAUCUCCUCCUCCAAGAUGUCCGUCCCCACUUUGUCGUCCUCCACCACGCAGUUGAUCUGCAGCUUCUUGAUGCCGUAACCUACCGGCACCAGUUUGGAGGCGCCCCACAGGAGCCCAUCCACCUGCACCGAGCGCACACACUCCUCCAGCUUGGACAUGUCCGUCUCAUCGUCCCACUGAGAGGACAAAACCGAAAUCAGCGACAACGUUGCUUGUGAUUAGUAAAGCUGUGGGACUUACGGGCUUGACGUCCAACAAGAUGGAAGACUUGGCGAUCAAGGCGGGCUUCUUGGCUUUCUUGGCGGCGUACGCCUCCACGCGUUCCUGCUUCAGACGAGCCGUCUCUUCAUCUUCCUCGUCACUGCCGAACAAGUCAAUGUCGUCAUCAUCGUCAUCCUCUUGCACCGCCACCUUUUCGGCAGGAGCAGCUUGGACCGGCGCCACCUUGCGGAAAAAUCAGGAAUAAGUGGUGGCAGGUGUGUCGACGCGGGACUCGCCGCCUUCUACCUUGGCUGCAGGUAUGUUGGUCUUCUCCAACUGGACCACUCUGGACUCCAGUUUCUGCAGGGCAGCCCUCAUGUCCCCCACCACUGACACACACAAGCAGUUAGCUUCAAUCAAGCCAACAUUAAAAACUAAAUAAAGUCUAAAAGGGAACCUA